AUGUCCCAGCCUGCCAACGGACCGGCCUUUGGCCCUCAAAAUCCCUUCGAUCUCGUCGAGUUCAUGAAAAGGGACGACUUGACGCGCCAAGACAAGAUACAAUGCUGGAUUUUCAUCGACCGUAUUUACGACAAUCUGGUCGACCGCAACGGAGUUACGCGGACAUUAGAAGCGAUUGCUCAGAUCGUCCAAAAUCCUCUCUUCAACCCCCAACUCUCGGACAACACGCUCCUUACAGGAGUCAACCUUGCAUGGGAGGUCUACAAAUGGUGCUCUUUCCUCCAAGGCAUCGACCUACUAGACCAGGGAAUCGCGAAGCUCGGCCAGACGAAGCCGUUCCUCAUUGGCCUCGAGCAGUACCUGACCGCCGCUGAGAGAGAAAACCGACGUUCCACACCGCGAGAGACAAAGGAGGAGCCGAAUCAUCGUCCUCUGCCAGCGAACCUAGUCCAAUCCUGGAGUGACGUUUUGGCAUUUCGUCAUUGGUACCGAUCCAUAACAAGGCGGCCGGUACAGGCAAAUCCAGGAGAUGUCCCGACGAACUUCGAACGACGAGCUGAAAUUGCCCAGCUCUUUUAUGACGCCAUUAUUGAAGAGCCGGAAGACAUGGUUGAGACAAUCGUCGCCGAUGAAGAGGAGGAAGAUAGACAUUUGCAGGCGAACAGCACCAACGCCGGAAAGAAGAAGAAGGCGGUUCAUCCUCAGAAUAGCACCAUCGCCAAAACUGAGAAGGAAGUUCAGAUUCAUCCUCAGGUCAUGAGGGUCAGACGCAUCUCCCCAUUGAGCAAGUUCGCUUUGAGUUGGGAUUUAGUGCACCAUGUCGAGAACGAGGCCUUGGGUACCCCAAUCACGGCCCCGUACUCCCACGAGACCUACCCAAAGGGAGCGAGAGAUUACGCGGGAUAUUACGAUAUAGUUCGGUCCGUCCGCGAGCUUGUUUCUCGGUCAAAGGCAGCUGUCGUGAACUCGACAGAGGUUCACUACCUCGCCCGCGCUAGCGCGCACCCUAAGCAAGAGAUUAAUACCAAGAUAACCAACAAGGGCACCAACAGAACACGGACCCGUCAAGUCAAAGCCGGUCAAAAGGUUCUUGCCGAGAAGAAACGGAAGAUCCCGGCGUCCAAUGUAACAAGCAAGGCCAAGGAGGCCAACCGACCCCAAACCCACGAAGCCACGCAUGUUACGAGGCCACCCACCAUCAGUGAGAGGAUGGCGGAGGAGUACGAGGCUCAGGCGGCUGAACUCGGACUCCAACUGUUCGAACCCGAGCUUGGCGGACAAGCCAAUACGUUGGAGUACAACAAUAGCAACAUUAUCUUGUCCAACAACGGUAUGGGCUCGUCUGGUGCCCCAAUCGGUAUAAACCCGGCCUCUUUAGUACGGAGCUCCCAGGCAGCUGAGCUUUCCACACACCCUACGGCCCCGUUUGGACCUACACCAUCCUUUGGAGAACCCUACGAUUACACAGGCUUCAUGGCUCAGGUGCCGGAGACACAAACUUGGGAUGCUGCACCUUCUGCUCCUGGUGCUGCUGCUUUAACCCUUGCUGCAAACAACAAUUCCCAAGAGACCGUUCCGGAUUAUGACUUUGACUGGGACUACUGGAUUCAACAACAGUGGAAGGACGGCGAAGAAGUCAACAGCAACGAGGAUGAGUCGUGA
Messenger RNA from Neurospora crassa OR74A, 1662 nucleotides. RefSeq lists its product as hypothetical. The coding region runs from base 1 to 1662 and encodes 553 amino acids. The record is from RefSeq and is a predicted model, not a curated record. NCBI's taxonomy places the organism in Eukaryota, Fungi, Ascomycota, Sordariomycetes, Sordariales, Sordariaceae. The transcript has 5 exons.